Molecule: messenger RNA, 3006 nt
Organism: Prorocentrum cordatum
Lineage: Eukaryota; Dinophyceae; Prorocentrales; Prorocentraceae
Source: the annotation of a GenBank genome assembly
GAUCGGAGACAAAGGAUAGUGCCACCAGUCCGAGUGACGGCGAGGGAGCAGGCUUCACCGAGCAACAGCUAGCGACUCUGUUGAAGCUGAUAGGAGAGAGCAGCCGUCACCAGUUCCAGGAGUUGAAGGACGAGCUGCGAAGCCUUUCGCAGCAGAGAGCGAGCACAGGACCGCCAGAGACCAAGACCGAGGCGGUCCACGAGACAGAGGGUGCGGGCCGGCACGCUCGCGACGACCCGUGGGCCCAGGACGACCCGUGGGGCGGCCGGCAGGAGCCAGAUGAGCAGCCAGCAGGGAAGUGGGAGCGAGGCACCUCGUGGGGAGGUACACGCGAACCCUGGUGGCAGAGCUCAGACGGCAAGAGCCACGGCUACGACGGGAACAAGAAGGACGACGACGACGGACAGUGGACAUGGAGAGGCCACGACUGGAGCUCCUCCAGUUGGUCAUGGCACGAGAAGUCCUGGUCCAAGCCAGACUACUCGGACCCAGAUCCGUGGAUGGGGUGGACAGACUUUCGCAUAUGGCGCCGCAAGAUCAAGCGCUGGCUCUCGUCCACAGACGUACCGAUUCAGAAGAGAUCCGACAAGUUGUUGAAGACGCUGGACUUAGAGCUCCAGCGCAAGAUGGAAGACAUCAGCGACGACGUCCUGAUGUCAAGUGUAGGCCCGGACCUGAUCGUGAAGCGGCUCGACACGAUGAGCGGCAAGAGAGUAGAUGAUGAAGAUCGCCGGGCAGCCCGAGAGUGCCUCUUCGGGUACCAGCGCAAGGCGGGGGAGACUUUGUCCAUGUACGCCGCGCGCAUGGAGCAGCAGUUCGAUUUAUUACGUGCCCAGGGACUCCCACUGCCAGACAAGUGGAUGCACCUCUUCAUGGAGGAAGGGGUGAACCUGGAUGACAGUGGCAAGCAGAUGCUGAGAGUGCUGACGCGCGGCUCGGGCAAGUACGAAGAUCUCCAGAACGCCAUCAGGGAGCUCGAUCUGUCCAAGACCGAGUCCUUGACCGGAGCCGCCCGCACAGCACGCACGUACCUUGGCGAGGACGUCGAAGAAGGCUCUGGCACGUAUCACGGAGAGCAGGAUGACGAAUCUGAGCUGUCGGUGGACACCGACAUGGAGAACGAGAGAGACCGCCUCAGCAUCGAGCAACUGAUGAAGGUCACCAGGUGCAAGAAGUGCCGGAAGAAGGGCCACUGGUCCAGAGAGUGCCCAGAGAACAAGCAGUCCUCGACCAACGGCUUCGUGUUUCUGAACGAGCCGUCCGCCGACGCUUCGGGGCUCGUCCUGGCCACUCUCAGCGAGGCGGUCAAGCGCUGCGAGGAGGCCCUCCGCAGUCUCCCCAGCCAGGCGACGGCCCCGGACACCUUCCUGACCACCGAGGGCGGCAAGAUCAUCGUGGACACCGCAGCGGCGCAAGGCCUCAUUGGCCCCCAGUCGCUGGCUCUUCUGGAGAAAAGGUUGAGUGAGUUAGGGUACCAGGUAGUCCGUGUUAAGAGUAGCAACAGGUUUGCCCGGGGCGUUGGGGGACACAUUCCUGUCGAAUCCGGCACCCUGGUCCCCCUAGGCCUGGAGGGCCGCGGAGGCGUCAUGCAGAUAGACCUCGUGAAUCAGGAGCUCCCGGCACUCAUGCCAGUGGGCAUGCAAGAAAUGCUGGGGGCCGUCAUCGAUUUGCCCCGGGGCCGUGUACAGUUCACUCAGCUGGGAGUCGAGACCCCACUCGAGAAGCUCCCGAGCGGCCAUCGAGUGGUGAGUAUCGAUCGCUUGGGCCCUCCCGCCGAAUUCGAAGUGCCUGCUGCUGUGGCGGCCAAGUGCGACUUGAAGCCGGGGGCCUUUUGCCUUUCUCCCAAGUACAAGGUCUGGAUCGCGACGAAUCAGCCGAUCCCCGAAGGCAUCACGAAAGGGGAGUUCCGCUGGGCAGCCCUGGCCAGUCGCUCGCUGAUACGCGAGGAGACGCUCGGGGCCAAUCUUCUGACGAUGAGUGUCACGGGCCGCCUCUUCCCGCAGGACUGGCCCAGGAGAAUGCGCAUCAUAGACUCGAGACAGUUGGAGUGCCGUCAUCCCCUCGACCAGGAGAUGCUGCUGGGCAACCGUCAUGCGAAGUGGCACAAGUGCGGCAGCUGUGCCCCGAGGCUGAGCUACGAGUCCACGCCCAUCCUGAAGGGAGAGUCCAAGGCGCCGAGGCAGUGUCCUCCGGUGACACGCCCGAGCGCUCGCAGAGCUCGCGGGACGGCGCAGGGCAUUCUCGAGUCCAGUAUGGCGUCCACGAAGCCGGAGGCCGGAGCACCUUUCACGCCGACGACGGUGAGAGGCUACCGCCCAGGGCCCCCGAUGAAGGAGUACGAGCACAUGGAGGUGGACGCUCUUCCUCGGAGACGCGGUCGGGCGCCCAUGGAGCAGCCCGAGGAGGACACUCUGAAGGCGCAGCAGGACAUGCUGAAGACCCAGGAGAAGAUCCUGGAGAUGCUCGGGCAGGUCCAAGGGCAGGUGGCGACUCAGGGAGCCGCACUGGCAAGCCAGCAGGAGGCCAUCCAGUGCCUCCAGGCCCACACCCAGAGCCAUGCGCUGGUCAUCGCGAACGCCACAACGGGGGCUUCGCAGGCUGCCGCGGCUGCUGCCAGCUCGGGUGUGACGGUGAACGGAUGGCAGGACGUCUCGCACCUUUCCCCAGCCGAGCAGAUCCAGUACGUCAAGACCUCGGCUCCCGACGGUCCGGUGACGCUCAAUCUACCUUUUCCCGGCGUGACGCGCCAGUGGGUGGAGAAGGGCGAGAUCUACUUCGAGACGGAUCCUGGGACGCUCUUCCUGAUCGGUCCGAACCUAGAGGCGGUGCCGGCGAAGCGCCUGAGCUAGGAACGACUCAAUGCCUCGACUGGGACAGUCUGACCCGAGAGCUGAAGCUGGAAGGACACCAGGCCGCAGACAUACAGCGAGCCGUCGUCAAUGAGCUGAGCGCAGACCCCAGUCAAUUGUUUUAUGUGCCAUAUUGCUCCGACGAGCGAGGUCAGAG